This is a messenger RNA of Nanorana parkeri, 1152 nucleotides long. RefSeq names its product zona pellucida sperm-binding protein 4-like. Gene Ontology annotation, biological process: binding of sperm to zona pellucida; prevention of polyspermy. The transcript has 9 exons. NCBI's taxonomy places the organism in Eukaryota, Metazoa, Chordata, Amphibia, Anura, Dicroglossidae. Gene Ontology annotation, molecular function: structural constituent of egg coat; acrosin binding. The record is from RefSeq and is a predicted model, not a curated record. Gene Ontology annotation, cellular component: egg coat. Bases 1 to 1152 code for a protein of 383 amino acids.
AUGCCUAACCCAGAAGAAGAUGGAAGCAGCGGCAUUGAAGAGAAGCACAGACAUCGCACCCAACGGUCCCAACGCAUACACAAGGCAAUUCGACUUAUGACCUAUUAUCUCAAUUUCCAGGAUGAAUUUCAGAGUCUUGCCAAUGAUUCUGCUUGCGGCCUUUCAGUAGUAAGGAGACCUGAUGACACAAUGGUAGUUGGUGCUGCUUAUGAUGGAUGCUACGUAAGGGAAGAGGAUGGAGAGUACCUAAUGGUCCUGCUUCUGGAAGUCAUUGUGAAUGGGACAGUUGCGCAAUACAAGAUGGAGAAGAAAUGCCCAAUACAGAACGCUAUGGAUGCCCCAAGCCCUGACAUCUGCUCUGCUGUCAGCCAAGAGGACAAACUGGCCUGUGCUGGAACACCUGUAACCAGAGACAUCUGUGAUGCGUUGGGAUGCUGCUACUCCCCAAAUGAUGCCGGAAUGCCUUGUUUCUUUGGCAACAUGUUGACCACACAGUGCGCAGUUGAUAACAGCAUGGUGAUUGCAGUGUCCAAAGAUCUGACCAGGCCGUCCCUGCUUCUGGACUCGGUCUCUGUGAUUGGUGUGGACCCUACCUCUUGUCCUGGGCUGUCAGUAGCUAGAAGUAACUCCUUUGCAGCAUUCAAAUUCCCAUUAUCCUGUAGUAAUGCAGAUCAGGUCCCUGGUGGUCCAAUGAACUAUGAGAAUACUAUUGAAAGUCAAAGAACCAUAGAGACAUGGCGGGGUUCUUCUAUCACUAGGGACAGUAUAAUGAGGGUGACUGUGCGCUGCAGGUACACUCAGACCGGCAUUGCACCGCUGGCUGUGACUGUGCAUACCUUGCCGCCACCUUCUCCUGUUAGUACAUCUGGCCCCCUCGAGCUGGAGAUGAGGAUUGCACGAGGGAGAAUGGCUGAAGAGCAGGAGCUGCUGUCUCUGAAGAACACGGUGACAUCUGAAGGACCUGUUGCAUUUGUUUCUGUGGAUAAAGAAAUGCUAAAACUGGAAGGUGCUGAUCCCUCGCAGUACUCCACUCUGGACCUGGCUAGAGCACUAGCAACUGCUGGAGUUAUUGGCUUGGUGGCUGUCACUGUUGUAGGCCUGUGGCUCCAUCGCAGGAGACAAACUUCUAACAUGAAAGUUACAAAUGCUUAA